Indicator indicator is the source of this 663-nucleotide messenger RNA. It is a transcript of the gene LXN, whose product is annotated as latexin. The record is from RefSeq and is a predicted model, not a curated record. The coding region runs from base 1 to 663 and encodes 220 amino acids. Lineage: Eukaryota; Metazoa; Chordata; Aves; Piciformes; Indicatoridae. The transcript has 6 exons. Gene Ontology annotation, molecular function: metalloendopeptidase inhibitor activity.
AUGGAGCUGCCGCCGAGCCACUUCCCGGCCAGCCGGGCGGCAGCGCUGGCCGCCGCCUACCUCUGCUACCGGCGGGGCGGCCCCAGCCGCGGCCUGGCGCUGCGCGGAGUCCGCCGAGCACGCAGGGAGGACAUAGCUGAUGUUGGGCACAAGUACCAUCUGGAACUGGUGUUAGAAGAUGUCCUUGCCAAAGACACCACUGUUAACUGCACUGCUGAGGUCCUCUAUCAUCUGGGCAACCAAAACACUGCUCCAGAUGUGCAGUUCACACUGGAAGGAGAGCUUAGGACCACAGCUGAAGCAGACAAUCUGUUCUACAAUCGAAUCAAGAGCCUGGAUAAAGAGCUGGUGGCAGAAAACAUUCCAGACAGCCAGGGCAAUGUGUCCCCAGCCAUGGAGCCUGUCCACCUGCUGGCCUGGGUUGCCUCUGGCUAUGUGAUCUGGCAGAACUCCACUGAGAACACCAAGCUCCAACUCGCCCAGAUCAAACGAGUCAAGCAAGUGAAAAGAAGUGAUGAAUAUCUUGAAUUUGACUACCUGGUUCUACUUCAUGAGAUGGUGUCCCAGGAGAUCAUCCCCUGGCAGAUGACAGUCCUGUGGCACCCCCAGCAUGGAGUGCAGGUCACACAGCACGGCUGCCAGCCACAGCACAGCUUGGAGUGA